Jatropha curcas is the source of this 2089-nucleotide messenger RNA. RefSeq names its product myb-like protein X. The record is from RefSeq and is a predicted model, not a curated record. Lineage: Eukaryota; Viridiplantae; Streptophyta; Magnoliopsida; Malpighiales; Euphorbiaceae.
UUUUUUUUUUUUUUUUUUUGACGUAAUAAAUAAUUUUCUUGUCUCAGUCUCUCGCUCCAGUUUUUGACUUGCUAUACGCAAAGGGGGAGUCGGGAGUUGGUGAUUGGAGACUUUCAUCAUGAUCAAACGGACACCAAGUAGAAACUCUAGAUCUAGAGGCUUCAGGGUAAAACAUGUUCUGCAGAUUUGUUUAUUGCUUGGUGUCUGCUUUUGGUUAAUCUACCAAGUCAAGCAUUCCCAUGAUAAGAAGAAAGAGUUUGACGAGAAAGACACAAAAAUAUCUGUCAGAGCUCAAAGUAGUGAUGGGAUUUCAAACUUGGGAAGAAAAAGUCUUCAUCCUCGUGUGCAGGAGGUAACUAAGGAUGAGAAGCAUGAGGAAGAUGAUGAUGAAGACACAACAGUAGAUGAGGAAGUAAAUAAAAUCGAAGAAAUUAAGCAUGAACAAAAACAGGUGGAAGAUGAAACAAAGCAUGAAGAAGAUGAAAGGGAAGAGGAAGAAGGUAAGCAUGAUGAUGAAGGGAAAGCAGAAGAAGAAGAAGAAGAAGAAGAAGGAACUAAGCGUGAUGAAGAGAAAGAAGAAGAGGAAAACAAACAUGCAGAUGAAGAGCUAGAAGAAGAGAUCAAGGUUGAUGAGAUAGAAGAUGAAGGGAGAGGUGGAGGUGGAGAUGAUGAGAUCGACGAACGUGAUCAAGAGAAAAUAGGAGAAGGUGAUCCAGAGGAGGAUAUUGUGGAUGAAGAGAAAGAGAAAUUGGAAGAACAUGAGGAAAAUGGAAGUGGAAAUGAUGAUGGCGAAGCUAAAGGUGCUAAGGUGGACCAUGAAACUUCAACGGAAGAUCAGGAACAUGAUGGGGGUGUUAAGAAUGAUCAUGAGGCUCGAGAAGUACAUUAUAAGGCAGAUGAUGCUUCCAGUGCAGUGACCCAUGAUACCGAAACUAUAAGCACUGAAUCUGAGAAGGUAAGUUUGGAGAAGUCAGUGGCAAGCGAUUUAGAACCGGAGAAGACUUCCAACAACUACAAAUCUGAGGAGAUCAAUGGGGAUCAAAAGGACUCGACAUCACUGCUUGGAGAAGGUGUAAAGUCUGACACUGGCUCACCAUUGAAUGUGACAGUUGUUGACAAGGAUGGUGAGGAUAAAUCACAUGAAAAUUUAACUUCUGUUUCUGUAUCCAAUGAUCAACCAGUAGAAACCAACAAACUGGAUGUAAAUACAGAAGCUGGCAAUAGCCCUCCAGAUGGGAACUCUAAGGUGUCUGAUUCAUCCCAACAGGAUCAAACAGUAGUUAAAUCUGAUUUUGAUCAAGCUCAAAAUGGUGGUGCUAGUGUUGGGGAAGCAUCUAACCCAAAAACCACUGAAUUGGAACAGGUUAAUAACAACGUGGUUUCUAGCAUCAGAAAACCUGAUAGCCCUGAUAAUAAUGGAGACUCAAAUUCCUCUACUAAUUCAAAACCAGACAAAACAAAUGAGAUUGUUAAACCUGUAGUUAGUGGAGACUCAAAUUCCUCUGCUAACUCAAAGCCUGAAAACUCAGAUGAAGUUAUUAAAACUGAAGUUACAGCUGAAGCAGAGGUCAAUUCUGGAUCAUCUUCAACAGUGAAGGAGACUGCAGAUGCUACUCAAGAUGAGAACUCAGACACCAAGAAUGAAUCAAGUGGAACAGAUGAAAAUUCAAACUCGUCAACAGACGGAACUGAAGCUCUUAUUCAGGACCCCAUUGAUUCUUCUGAUACUUCAGUCAGCCAAGAUGAGAAAGAGGCUCGCAUAGAUCUGGAUACAUUGCCAGGGAAUAGUGUAGAAGGGGUUAACAGCCGAGACGCUGCAGCAGAAUGAGAAUUUUAAUGAAAUGCUCUUUGUGCUUCUGAGUGAUCUAAAAAGUUUUAGUUACUUGUUCACUCUGUUUUCAUACAAAAAUUUGACGAGUUUUGAGAUGUUUCUAGUCUUUUUGAAAUAUGGUCAUGUCUAGAAAUACAGUUUUAGCAUUGCAGGUAAAAUGUAGGCAGUUUAAUGUUAUUAACGGUUGUACCUGUGUAAUUUAUGGCAAAUUGACAACUUGAGUUGAUAUGAUAUCCCUUUUUCCUUGGAACUUUUAAA